AGAUGCUGCUAGUGGAUGGGAGGGGGUACACGCGCAAGACGAGAGGGACGUUGGACUUGAAUUAUCCGAACAACAUCCAGCAUAUUCAAGGAGGCACAUCCCGAGAAUUUGUUCAAUGAUGUUGCGGAUUGGAUUUGUGGUGAUCUUUUUUGUGCGUAUUUCUGGUGCGUAAAGUUCCGUGCGUACGCGUUCACGCUAGAGAACUGUCACGCCGAAUUGAUGAGGAUUUCAAUAUAAAUGAAGAUACUUUUUGGCCAUUUUUUUAAAAACGCGAUUUUACUUCAGCUGUCGUGUGAACAGCAGCGCUCAUGCCGGACUUUCAUUUUGGACUUCGCAUUUUCACUCAUUUGAAUGAAAUGGAACAGGGGAUCUUCACCUGCAAGGGACUGAAGGCUAUUGGAUCUAUUAUUUCACACCAAACACGUAGCGCUUAAAGCUGAAAGGAUUCCGAAGCAAGGAGAAGUUCAUUUUUGAGACCUUCCAGCAGCGAAUCAGCGGAGUAUUCAUGAAUCAAUAUUUGAAUUACUACAAGAUGAGGUUGAGAGCAUCGAGGUUAGGUUAUCUGUUACUCCAGUUCACAGCGCUUUGCUUUUACGCACAGAACACAGUGCAGUCUCCUCCUAAUUUCAAGCACCAUGUCACCGAGCAGAGUCGGCUGUCGGACCGGAUGAGCCGCCGGUUGACUCGAACCUACCAACUGUACAGUCGGACCAGCGGGAAACACGUCCAGGUGCUAUCCAACAAGAGGAUCAACGCAAACGGAGACGACGGAGCGGCGCACGCUAAACUUGAGGUGGAGACCGAUUCUUUCGGCAGCCGAGUGCGGAUCAGAGGGGUGAAGAGUGGAUACUACAUAUGCAUGAAUAAACGCGGGAAGCUGAUUGGAAAGAAAAAGGGAAGAGGCAAAGAUUGCAUUUUUACCGAAAUAGUUCUGGAAAAUAACUACACGGCACUCCAGAACGCCAAAUACGAGGGCUGGUACAUGGCUUUCACACGCAAGGGUCGUCCAAGGAAGGCGUCAAAGACCAAGCAGCACCAGAGAGAGGCCCACUUCAUGAAGCGGCUACCUAGGGGGCACUUGCUGAGUGAGAGAAGACCAUUUGAUGUUCUGCCGCUCUCUGUUCUUCCUUUAAGCAAGCGGACUAAACAUUCACAUCAGCAGCGCUCAGUGGGCCGCUGAGAGGCGACAAUGUGGACAAACCAUCACGGACAAACCACGAUGGGAGGCGGUGGGGGUGUGGAGGGGGAAGUGGGGGCAAUUCACCUUUCACGGUCAAAUGCCACUUUCUCUCUCAUUUCCUGGACUCCUGAUGUCAUUCUUUGCUCUGGAUUUUCCGUACGCAUUGACUGUCAAAUUUGAUCAUUAUUUCCUAUUUAGUGAGAUGUUGGAUGUAAUCUUUCUCAUUAAAUUCGCGGGAAAGUUGAAUUGAUAGGAAGAGGUGGCGCGGGUCGAAAAUGGGCGAGAAAGAUGUUGAAAGUACAAUGAAGCUAAAUGAGGCAGCUAGCUCUAUUUUUACUGUUGUGGUUCAAGCAUCUGAGUUUCAGUUGACUUUCUCAUUCCCGCGAGGGGGUCAUUUUGAAAGUUUUUUUCAACAUCUAUGAAUAUAUAUUUUUACUGUAAAAAUGUAAAUGACAUCAAAUGGAUAUUUAUUGUAGAGUGUAUAUUAAAAUCA
This is a messenger RNA of Hippocampus zosterae (dwarf seahorse), 1673 nucleotides long. It is a transcript of the gene fgf8b, whose product is annotated as fibroblast growth factor 8b. The transcript is spliced from 5 exons. Gene Ontology annotation, cellular component: cytoplasm. The coding region runs from base 506 to 1180 and encodes 224 amino acids. Gene Ontology annotation, biological process: embryonic heart tube development; positive regulation of gene expression; limb morphogenesis. The record is from RefSeq and is a predicted model, not a curated record. Lineage: Eukaryota; Metazoa; Chordata; Actinopteri; Syngnathiformes; Syngnathidae. Gene Ontology annotation, molecular function: growth factor activity; type 1 fibroblast growth factor receptor binding; type 2 fibroblast growth factor receptor binding.